UUAGAGGAGGAAAACAAGAAAAAAAUAUUCUGAACCAAUGGACUGCAUACAUAGUACAGGAAAUGACCAGAGACUGCGGACACAGUACAGGGGAUGACCAGAGGCUGCAGACAGUACAGGGGAUGACCAGAGACUGCGGACAUAGUACAGGAGAUGACCAGAGACUGCGGACAGUACAGGAGAUGACCAGAGACUGUGGACACAGUACAGGAGAUGACCAGAGACUGCAGACAUAGUACAGGAGAUGACCAGAGACUGCGGACAUAGUACAGGAGAUGACCAGAGACUGUGGACAUAGUACAGGAGAUGACCAGAGACUGCGGACAUAGUACAGGAGAUGACCAGAGACUGCGGACAUAGUACAGGAGAUGACCAGA
Messenger RNA from Staurois parvus, 377 nucleotides. The record is from the annotation of a GenBank genome assembly. NCBI's taxonomy places the organism in Eukaryota, Metazoa, Chordata, Amphibia, Anura, Ranidae.